CUGAUUCUGAUUCUAAAGCUGAUUCUGAUUAAGUUUUUCUUUCUGUUUUGUAGGUUAAAGAUGAAGUAGAAGUUCAUGGCUGCAAGGCUGCUCUGAGAAAGUACGAUCAUUACUCUGUGAAGGAAUAUUUGAAAGAAGAAGGAGGUCUGAGCCGUGAGGCCAUGAGGAUGAUUGGAGAGCUUCUUAAUGAGCAGAGCCUCAUGUACACCGCGCUCACAGAGAUGAUCUAUGACCAAACAGACAUCAGUGACAACGUCAUGUACUACGAGGUAAUUGGUGGGUCGGACCUCCUCCCCAAUGGUCUUCUCUCGCUGCUUCAUGUCCCUAUUCUCCUGAACUCCAAGGUUCAGCGCAUCAGCCGCUCACGUGAAGGCGUCACCGUCUCCUACCAGACGGACCGAGAUUCCUCUCUCAGCCAUAUUAAUGCCGACGUCGUCCUGGUGACAACUACAACAAGAGCAGCUCUUUACAUGGACUUCGACCCACCGCUCUCCAUCCAAAAGAUGGAAGCCUUGAGGUCAGUCCAUUAUGACAGCUCCACCAAAAUCCUUCUGACCUUCAGUGAAAGGUUUUGGGAGAAAGAUGGGAUCAAAGGGGGAAAGAGCAUCACCGAUCGCCCUUCACGUUUCAUCUACUACCCAAGCCAUGGUUUCCCAGGAAAUGACUCCAUUGGGGUCCUCUUGGCCUCCUACACCUGGUCUGAUGACUCCCUCCUCUUUCUCGGUGCCAGUGAUGAAGAGCUGAAAGAGCUGGCUCUCAGAGACUUAGCCCUGUUGCAUGGUGAGGGCGUCAGGACUCUCUGCACCGGUGUUUUAGUUAAGAAAUGGAGUCAGGAUCCAUACAGCCACGGCGCCUUUGCUCUUUUAACCCCUUAUCAACACUUGGAGUACGCUGCUGAGCUCUUUAGCAGUGAAGACAGGAUUCAUUUUGCUGGAGAACACACAGGCUUCUCUCACGCUUGGAUCGAGACUGCGAUGAAGUCUGCAAUCAGAGCAGCUGCCAAUAUUAACAAGGAGGCCUUAAUGUUCUCAGAUAAAUGCAGAGAUGAGCUCUGAUAUGAGUUUAAAAAUGUGGUUUUAUUAAAUAAUGAUAAAUGGGAUUUUUUUUUCUAAAUUCUAUAAAACAAAAAUCAUGUAAUAUUUUUUAUUAAGUUUUUAUUUUUUAUUAUGUAUUUCUUUACAAUAAACAAUGGGAUGUUUUCAAGACUUUGCAGUAGCAGUAAUCUUCACUUUUAGUUCUGUUUGAAUAAAGUGUCUCAACUAAAAAAACGUCAAAUUGCACAAAUAAAACAAGCAUUUCCUUCUA
Girardinichthys multiradiatus is the source of this 1305-nucleotide messenger RNA. Its product is annotated as L-amino-acid oxidase-like. Gene Ontology annotation, molecular function: polyamine oxidase activity; L-amino-acid oxidase activity. The transcript is spliced from 3 exons. Bases 162 to 1055 code for a protein of 297 amino acids. Gene Ontology annotation, biological process: amino acid catabolic process. The record is from RefSeq and is a predicted model, not a curated record. NCBI's taxonomy places the organism in Eukaryota, Metazoa, Chordata, Actinopteri, Cyprinodontiformes, Goodeidae.